AUGCAAUUCACCAAAGCGGCCGCUGCCCUCGCCUGGCUCGCCUUCGUGGCUGCCCAUCCAGGUCACGAUAUCGCCCAAGAAGUUGCCGAGCGCCGCGAUUUCCUCAACUCAGUCAAGCGCACAACGCUCAGUCACUGUGCCGACAAGCUCAAGGCACGCGGCAUCGAGGCUAGAAAUGUGGCCAGACGCCAGGCGGAGAUUGCGAAGGCUCGCCAGAAGCGCGGACUCAAGAAACGAGACUUCACUGACGUCCUCAACACCGUCCACAACAAGACGGACCAGGGUUUUACCGUUGACACCAAUCCCGCCACGCUGUUUGCUGGAUACAACUCGUGCCUCUUGACUCCUGAGGUGACCCAGGGCCCCUACUACGUCGCUGGCGAGUAUGUGCGCGAGGAUCUGGUCGAGGACCAGCCCGGCGUGAGCUUGAUUCUCGACUACCAAGUCAUCGACAUCGAGACGUGCGAGCCGGUGCCCAAUGUAUACCUCGAGAUGUGGCACUGCAACGCCACAGGCGUCUACGGCGGCAUUGUAGCCAGCGGCAAUGGCGACAGCACGGACACGAGCAACAUCGACAACACGUGGCUGCGCGGCAUUCAGCCUACCAACGAGGACGGCGUCGCCCAGUUCCAGUCCAUCUUCCCCGGCCACUACGUCGGGCGCACCACGCACAUCCACGUCAUGGCUCACACUAACGCCACUCUCCAGGCUAACAAGACCCUAGGCCUGGAGAAUUACGCCAGUCACGUCGGCCAGGUCUUCUUUGACCAGGACCUGAUUAGUGCCGUGGAAAGUGUUGCACCGUACUCGACCAACCAGCAGGCGCUGACGACCAACGAGGAGGACGGCAUCAUGGCCCAGGAGGCCGCGACCGAGGGUGUCGACCCUAUCAUGGAGUACACGCUGCUCGGGGACAGCGUUGAGGAUGGCAUCUUUGGAUGGAUCGCAUUUGGCAUUAACACGACUGUGUCAAACCGCAUCACCCCGGCCGUGUACCUCUACGAGGAGGGUGGUGUCGCGAACCCGAAUGCUGGUGGAGGCAUGGGCGGCGGCCCACCGGGCACUGGUUUCCCUACCGGCUUCCCCAGUGGCAUCCCUACAGGAUCUGGCUCCUCUUUGCCUACCUCCCUGUCCUCUGAGUCUGCCAUCUCUUCGGCCGCGAGCUCCUCUGCAUCUUCCGCCGUCACGUCGGUGGCUACCUCUUCAGGCUCUUCUUUGCGCCCGGGUCGCCCUGGUACUCGCCCGGAUGGUAAACAGCGUCCUGGUACUCAGGGAAUUGCCCAGCGUCCUGGCCAGCAGCGCGGAAACUGA
This is a messenger RNA of Canariomyces notabilis, 1311 nucleotides long. RefSeq names its product aromatic compound dioxygenase. Gene Ontology annotation, molecular function: ferric iron binding; oxidoreductase activity, acting on single donors with incorporation of molecular oxygen, incorporation of two atoms of oxygen. The transcript has 2 exons. The record is from RefSeq and is a predicted model, not a curated record. The coding region runs from base 1 to 1311 and encodes 436 amino acids. Lineage: Eukaryota; Fungi; Ascomycota; Sordariomycetes; Sordariales; Chaetomiaceae.